AGACCUCUCUGCCACACCCGAUGGGCUCCUUCGCCUCGCUCACAAAUCCAGAACAGGAAACUUGGCCCUUUUCUCUCAGAAGAUGCUGAGCCCCUCUUGACAGUCCAAGGACGAAGACGACCCUUCUUCAGGGACUCCUUUCCCCCCCUCGCAAAGUUUUGAAGGUCUUCUUGUCCCACAGGAUUCAGCGGCUACAGUAGCAUUGCAAAGAUGUUCUCCAAGGCCUUUUUAGCCAUUCUGCUCUACUCAGCUGCGGUUCCCCUCCUUGCUCAAAAUGAUGUCGAUGUAUCUCGUACCUCAUCUACCUGUGAAGAUAAAACUGAUUGCCCAAUCAACGUGUACUUUGUGAUUGACACCUCAGAGAGCGUCGCUCUGCAGACAAUGCCCAUCCAGAGUCUGGUGGAUCACAUCAAGCUGUUUAUCCCUGAAUUCAUCGCUAGGCUAGAAAGCGAACUUUACCAGAACCAAGUGUCAAUCACUUGGCAAUUCGCAGGACUUCACUUUUCAGAUGUGGUGAAGAUUUACAGCGAAUUCACCAGCAGCAAGGACAUCUACUUAAAUCGGCUGACCAACAUUCAGUACAUUGGCAGAGGCACUUUUACAGACUGUGCUCUCUCUAACAUGACGGAACAGAUACUCAGUAAGGCGGCUCCGGGAGUGAAUUAUGCAGUUGUCAUCACCGAUGGUCAUGUGACGGGCAGCCCCUGUGGCGGGAUGAAGAUGCAGGCCGAAAGAGCGCGAGAUGCUGGGAUCAAGCUUUUUGCAGUAGCCCCAAGUCAGAACAUCUACGAAAGCGGGCUCCGAGAGAUUGCCAACUCCCCUCAUGAACUUUACCGUAACAGCUAUGCCACCACAAAGAAAGAUGCCAUCGAAAUUGACGUGGACACCAUCGAUAGGAUCAUCCAAGUUAUGAAACAUGAAGCCUACGGAGAGUGCUACAAAAUGCGCUGCCUAGAAAUUGAAGGCCCAGCUGGUCCCAAGGGCUUCCGAGGACAAAAGGGUGCAAAAGGUAACAUGGGAGCCCCCGGAGCUCCCGGUGUGAAAGGACGACAGGGUGAUCCAGGAAUUGAAGGACCGAUUGGACAUCCCGGUCCCAAGGGAAUUCAUGGGCUAAAAGGAGAAAAGGGUGAAUUUGGUGGAGACGGCCGAAAGGGGGCCGGUGGCUUAGCAGGAAGGAAUGGCACAGAUGGACAGAAGGGCAAGCUUGGACGUAUUGGAGCUCCUGGCUGUAAGGGCGACCCAGGGGACAGGGGUGCUGAUGGCUAUCCAGGAGAGGCGGGGGAUCAAGGAUCACCAGGAGAUGCAGGAGUCAAGGGUUAUCCUGGCCGACCAGGCCGUAGUGGACCACCAGGACCUCCUGGAGAAAGAGGAGGCAGGGGACCAAAAGGAACCAAUGGAGCCCCUGGUAGUCCUGGCAACAAGGGAGGCAAAGGCGGCCCUGGACCUGCUGGGCCAAAAGGAGAACCUGGCCGUCGAGGUGAUCCGGGCCCAAAGGGAACCCCUGCAGGUCCUGGAACUAAAGGAGAGAGGGGUGAUCCUGGUCCUGAAGGUCCCCGAGGGCUCGCAGGAGAAGUUGGAAGCAAAGGAGGAAGGGGGGAACGGGGGCUGCCUGGCCCACGAGGAUCACAAGGGAAUGUGGGAGAGCCGGGCAAACCUGGCUCUCGAGGGGAUUCUGGUGAUGCAGGUCCAAGAGGCGACUCAGGCCUUCCCGGACCAAAGGGAGACCGAGGAAGACCUGGCUUUAACUAUCCUGGCACCAGAGGACUCCCGGGUGAAAAGGGCGAGAAAGGUGUACAAGGAUUGGAGGGCGGAAGAGGCGACUUUGGACUAAAAGGCCCUCCAGGUUCAAAAGGCGAGAAAGGUGAACCUGCUGAUGCUGGACCAGAAGGUGAACCUGGACCCAGAGGACCUCCUGGUGAAUUGGGCCCUGAGGGAGGCCCCGGUUCUCCUGGAGAUCCCGGCCUAACGGAUUGUGAUGUGAUGACCUACAUCCGAGAGACCUGUGGCUGUUGCGACUGUGAGAAGGUCUGUGGCCCCUUGGACAUAGUCUUCAUCAUAGACAGCUCAGAGAGCAUCGGCUACACCAAUUUCUCCCUGGAGAAGAACUUUGUCAUCAACGUCGUGAGCAGGCUGGGUUCCAUUGCCAAAGAUCCCAAAUCGGAGACAGGGGCCCGGGUCGGGGUGGUACAGUACAGCCACGAGGGCACCUUCGAAGCCAUCCAGCUCAAUGACGAGCACAUCGACUCCCUCUCCAGCUUCAAGGAGGCGGUGAAGAGGCUUGAGUGGAUCGCAGGGGGCACCUGGACGCUCUCGGCGCUUCAGUUUGCCUACAACAAGCUCAUCAAGGAAAGCCGGCGGGAGAAAGCCCGGGUCUUCGCUGUGGUGGUGACCGAUGGGCGCCACGACCCCCGGGACAACGACUCCCACUUGCAGGCCCUCUGUGGCGGGGAUGUCACCGUCACCGCCAUCGGGAUUGGCGACAUGUUCCACAAGGCCCAGGAGGACGAGACCCUGACAUCCAUCGCCUGUGACAACGCCGGCAGAGUCCAGAAGAUGAAGCUGUUUACGGAGCUGGUGGCCGAAGAGUUCAUUGACAACAUGGAGCACGAACUCUGUCCAGAUCCUCAGAUUGUCUGUCCUGAAUUGCCCUGCCAAACAGAGCUCGCUGUUGCUCAGUGCACACAACGGCCCGUUGAUGUUGUCUUCCUCCUAGACGGCUCUGAAAGAAUUGGCGAGCUGAAUUUCCAGAGAGCCCACGACUUUGUGGAAAACGUGGCCCGUCGCCUCACGCUGGCCAGAAGCGACACCGAGAACAUGAACGCGCGCCUUGCCCUCCUACAGUACGGAAGCGAGAAUGAACACGUGAUAGUUUUCCCGUUAACGUACAACCUCACGGACAUCUCUGAUUCUAUAGCACAAAUCAAGUACUUGGACUCUUCUUCCAACCUGGGUUCUGCCAUCAUCUAUGCUGUCAACAACCUUGUCAUCAACCCCCGAGACAGGGCGAGGGGAGCCCGGCGCAAUGCAGAGCUCUCCUUCGUCUUCAUCACAGACGGCAUCACAGGCAACAAAAAUCUGGACGAGGCCAUCGACUCCAUGAAGAAGCAGAACGUCGUACCCACUGUGGUGGCCUUAGGCAGUGAUGUGGACAUGGAUGUCCUACUGAAGAUCGGUCUAGGGGACCGGGCGGCCAUUUUCCGGGAGAAGGACUAUGCUAGCCUCUCCCAGCCUGGUUUCUUUGACAGAUUCGUUAGGUGGAUCUGUUAGCUUCAGGGAAAUGCAGUCUCCCGCCAAGCACCACAGAUAUUAAUGUCCUUAAAUGUCCGCAAAGGAUUUAUUUUUAUAGCCAAAAACCUGUAGGCGUAUUUUAAAUUUCAUCAUGAUGAAAAGUCAUGCUUAUGGUGCUAAUUAAAACCAAGACAGAGAAAGGAGCCAGAACCCACCCAGUGUAAUUUUUGUCAUGUGUUAAAAGCUUUAGUUCGUUUAAACAGUUUUCGUACUGUAAUCCUCUAAGUACUAAACAAAGAAAUGGCAAAGGAUUCGUAUUCAACACCAAGGUUGCUUCUGCUCUAGGAGCACGCUGAGUGUCUGCAAGCGGAAUUAAAUUGGCUCCACACAGCACGAUAGCACAUUCUGCUCUUCCCAAAAAUCCAGGCACACCCAUCUCCACAGGAAAGAGCCUACUGUAUGUUUACUCAGAAGUAAGUUCUAUUCAGCAGUUGCCCCGUGUCUGCCUGAAACUAUCCCUUUGCAUUUCGUUUCCUCUCUCUUGGUUGUUGUACAGUCGUUUCCACUUACCAGCUUCAUUUUUUAGUUAUUUCCCAUUAACUAGAAUUAGUUGUGGUAUUCCCAGGCCUCAGAUUCAGUGGGAGCUCACAGGAGUGCAGCUCCUGAAGCUUUCUGAGAGUUCCACCUCUUCCUUCUGAGAGUUCCACCUCCUUGUCCAUUGAAUAGUAGGUGCAGCUGCAUAACAAUUCCUGGAUGAGCUCCACCACCUAUUUUUCCUGAGUAUUCCUAAACUAAUUGUUAAUGUGCCUUUAAUUACUGCUUUGCCCUUUGUAGCCAAAACAAUUGUUUAUUUUUAAUUUUUUUUAAAAAAAUGUUUUCUUUUUGUGAAAAAUCAUUUUCUGAUUCUGCAGUCAUGUGUGUAUGUGUUUUUAAAAUUAACAGCUGCUUUGGCUUCAAAGAGAAGUCAUGGUUAAAACCCCUCCCCCCAAAAAACUGAUUAAAGAACAGUUCAGGAAUACUUUAGCUACUCAGGUGAACAGGAAGUGGACAAUGAUAUAUAAAGCAGAGAGGGAAGAACCAAAUUUUAAAGGGACAGUAACCUCUGGAUGCCUUCAUAGCAUUUUGCCCAUCAGUGGUACUUGUAUUUGUGUUUUCAGUUUUUCAAAAAAUACCACCCCAAUCAGGUCUUAAAUAAAGUCACCAAAAAUGCAGAAAUCACUGCAAUGCAAGGGGUUAGCAAUGAAGCCAUAUGAAUUCUCCACAGAAACGGCAUGUGUGUAUUGUGCCCCUUUCAAGUUAAACAGUUAGAACAGACAUUAUCACAGAUAAAUCCUUUCUAGCUGCCAGUGGAUCUCUGUCCCUCAGUCCUAUCUAUUUCUGAAGUUCUACUCCUUUAUUGGCUGGCAGGGAUAAUUUAGUUUUUGCUCCGACCCAGGUGCUAAUGGCUCCCACCUUCCUGAGGAAUCCAAGGUGGACAUAGCAACAGAAAGUUUUGUUAGCAGCUGUGAGUGCUGGACUCUGGUCUGUGCCACUCAUCGCCACCUCGCCACCCUUCCUUUCGCACCAGUGGUUGCAGCUAAAAGAAGAGCAAGGUGCAAGGGAGAGCAGUUUAUCCCGCCUUUCUGAUCCCGACGCAUUUUGCGAUAAGCUUCGUCAGGAGAUCUCAAACAAAAACCUCCCUGGCUCGUAAACUGCUCUCCCUGUCACCUUGUGCUUCUUUUUUCCUACUACUGUUGUGGUGUUAUUUUCUUCCCAGUGGUUGCAGCCACAAACAGCUUUUGGCACAUGGUGGCACACAGGCCAUUCUUUGGCACAUGGUGGCACACAGGCCUUUCUUUGUAGCAGGAACUCCUCUGCAUAUUAGGCGUUCCCCCCCCCCGAUGUAGCCAAUCCUCCAAGAGCUUACAGGGCUCUUCUUACAGGGCCUACUGUAAGCUCCAUAAGGAUUGACUACUUCACCGGGGAGGGGCAGGGUGUAGUCUAAUAUGCAAAUGAGUUCCUGCUACAAAAAAAGCCCUGGUGGCACGUGCAUUAAAUGCACCUUGUUGGUUGGGCUGCAGCAAGCGAUGGAAGGGAAUCUUUCCCUAUGCAAAGGAAAUGGGUAAUGUGGUUGGCCUCGUAUGCUGGUGCUGUGGGGCUUCCGCUGCAGAUAACAGCACAAGGAUCAGGUGGGAUUGUCUUCCAGCUGCCCCUGUGACUUCACCACCACAAUGCGGUUUCCCUUUCUGCAACUGUCUCCCUUAAGAAUCUGGAAGUUCCUUUAUUAUUUGCUUCAGGCUCUUGUUUUCCAUUCCCCAAUCACAACACUGUUAGUUUGGAUUUGAACUGGGCCACAGGCAGAUUUUCUGAUUGGAGCUUUUUGCUCACAUCCCAUGCAGUGCCUUUAAAACGUAUGCAAUCAACCUGUGGAAAAUAGAUCUCCCCCUUCUGUCUGCUCCCAGCCGUUCCCUCCUGUUAAUCGCCACUCACUCCUCCUCUGGAACGUGGUGUGGAGCAUCAGGUCAGGCAAGGCGCAAGACCAUGUCUGUUGAUGUGUGCAAGGAAACUGCAAACUGUUGUGUAUUCUUGGGAUUGCUGUUUCUGGAACAACAUCCUGACUUGAGCCAAAAUUGCACUCUCGUUAAAUAAAUUCCUUUUUUUCACACUACCUUAAAAA
Heteronotia binoei (common prickly gecko) is the source of this 5884-nucleotide messenger RNA. It is a transcript of the gene COL6A2, whose product is annotated as collagen type VI alpha 2 chain. Bases 211 to 3267 code for a protein of 1018 amino acids. The transcript has 28 exons. The record is from RefSeq and is a predicted model, not a curated record. NCBI's taxonomy places the organism in Eukaryota, Metazoa, Chordata, Lepidosauria, Squamata, Gekkonidae.